Strigops habroptila (Kakapo) is the source of this 5328-nucleotide messenger RNA. It is a transcript of the gene MAP4K3, whose product is annotated as mitogen-activated protein kinase kinase kinase kinase 3. Gene Ontology annotation, molecular function: ATP binding; MAP kinase kinase kinase kinase activity. Gene Ontology annotation, biological process: protein phosphorylation. The transcript is spliced from 33 exons. NCBI's taxonomy places the organism in Eukaryota, Metazoa, Chordata, Aves, Psittaciformes, Psittacidae. The record is from RefSeq and is a predicted model, not a curated record. Bases 758 to 3448 code for a protein of 896 amino acids.
UGUCAGGGGUACCCAGUCCCCAUCAUUAUCCUUUGCAAGGAACCCUUGUGUCACUGUAAUUGGAAUAAUCUCUUUUUUUUGUAUACUUAGAUGAACAAAGGCAGUUCAUAUUCUUAUUUGUGACACCUUCAAUGCUGAUAACCCACAUGGAAUAGGAUGCAAAGUGAUAGCUUACUCUGGUUGUCAACUUCAAGUCAUGUUUUCUUAAGUAACAAUUCAUGCCCUUAAGCAGUUGGUAGCCUGCUGUUCCUGGAGGUGUUGAUGACCUGCAUUAAAUCAGGUUUUGUUCCUCCUUUCUGGCUUUCAUGAGCCCAGGCAGGUACUGAUACGGAAAAUGGCCAGCUGCCCAAAGAGUUCCACUACUGCUAUUGUUGAAGAAAAGAAGAAAUGCCUAAGCUGGAGGUGAAAAGACGCAAUGUUUGUUCUUCCCUGCCCACAAUUUUGAACAGUUCUUUUGACUUGACAUUGAAGAUGAAAUCCCUUUGUGGUGGGAGGGGCCUGAAUCAGCUGCGAGGUGUGAAGAGCACACGUUUGGCAAGGCUGCCUGCUGCUUGGACUCUAUUCCUUUGGCUAGGAUCUUGUAUGUCCUGCUCCAGAUGUAUCUUUAGAGUUGUCUGUCUACUAUUGUUAGUUUCUUGGCAUCACCACCACAUAAGACUUUGUGGCUCGAAAUGUGAACACGGGUGAGCUGGCAGCAAUUAAAGUAAUAAAACUAGAACCAGGAGAAGAUUUUGCUGUUGUGCAGCAGGAAAUCAUUAUGAUGAAAGACUGUAAACAUCCAAACAUUGUUGCUUAUUUUGGCAGCUAUCUCAGACGAGACAAGCUAUGGAUUUGCAUGGAGUUUUGUGGAGGUGGCUCUCUACAGGAUAUUUAUCAUGUGACUGGACCACUUUCAGAACAGCAGAUUGCCUAUGUUAGCAGAGAAACACUACAGGGACUAUAUUAUCUUCACAGUAAAGGAAAAAUGCACAGAGAUAUAAAGGGAGCAAACAUCCUUUUAACAGAUAAUGGACAUGUAAAAUUAGCUGAUUUUGGAGUAUCUGCACAGAUAACAGCUACAAUUGCCAAAAGGAAAUCAUUCAUUGGCACCCCAUAUUGGAUGGCACCAGAAGUUGCAGCAGUAGAAAGAAAAGGUGGCUAUAACCAACUCUGUGAUCUGUGGGCAGUUGGAAUAACUGCUAUAGAGCUUGCUGAACUUCAACCUCCAAUGUUUGACCUACAUCCAAUGAGAGCACUUUUUCUAAUGACAAAAAGCAACUUCCAGCCUCCUAAAUUAAAGGACAAAAUGAAAUGGUCCAAUAGUUUCCAUCAUUUUGUGAAAAUGGCACUUACAAAAAAUCCUAAAAAAAGACCUACAGCUGAAAAGUUACUACAGCAUCCUUUUGUUACCCAGCCAUUAAAUCGGAGUCUUGCUAUUGAACUUUUGGAUAAAAUGAAUAAUCCUGAUCAUUCCACUUACCACGAUUUUGAUGAUGAUGAUCCUGAGCCUCUUGUAGUGCCUCAUAGAAUUCAUUCAACGAGUAGAAAUGUGAGAGAAGAAAAGACACGCUCUGAAAUCAACUUUGGUCAAGUAAAAUUUGAUCCACCCUUGAGGAAAGAGACAGAGCCACAUCAUGAAUUUCCUGACAGUAGCGAUUUUUUCGACAAUUCAGAAGAAGUAUACUACACUGCAAGAUCUAAACUGGAUCUACAGCUAGAAUAUGGUCAUGGUCCUCAGUGUGACUACUUCUUGGGUGGAAAUAAGAGUCUCUUAAAAUCAGUUGAAGAAGAACUGCAUCAGCGGGGUCAUGUGGCACAUUUAGAAGAUGAUGAUGAUGCAGAUGAUGAUGCUAAACAUGCUACCAUGAAACCUAAAGUGCCACCUCCUUUACCACCAAAGCCUAAAUCCAUCUUUAUCCCCCAAGAAACUCAUUCUUCUGAAAACGAUAACCAAGGAACAAUCAAGAGAUGCCCAACAUCAGAGAGUCCAGCAAAAUCUGCAUCUCAGGUUCCACCCAGGCCGCCACCCCCUCGGUUACCUCCACAGAAAUCUAAUGUUUUAGGUAAUGGAGUCAGUUACGUACAAUUAAAUGGUGAACGAGAGGGAUCACCACAUCAACAGAAUGAAGGUAGAGACACUAAUUUUUCAAGGAGAGAAAAGAAGGAAAUACUGAAACCAAUUAGUAAUGGCCUUCCUCCCACACCUAAAGUACACAUGGGUGCUUGCUUUUCAAAGGUUUUCAAUGGCUGUCCAUUAAAAAUACAUUGUGCAACCUCAUGGAUAAAUCCAGAUACAAGAGAUCAGUACUUGAUAUUUGGUGCAGAAGAAGGUAUUUACACACUGAACCUCAAUGAACUUCAUGAAACAUCAAUGGAGCAGCUAUUUCCUCGAAGGUGUACGUGGUUAUAUGUCAUGAACAAUUGCUUGUUAUCAAUAUCUGGUAAAGCUUCUCAGCUCUAUUCCCAUAAUCUACCAGGACUCUUUGAUUAUGCAAGGCAAAUGCAGAAGUUACCUGUUGCUAUCCCAGCACAUAAACUCCCUGACAGAAUACUUCCCAGGAAGUUUGCAGUGUCUACAAAAAUUCCUGAUACUAAAUGGUGUCAGAAGUGUUGCGUCGUGAGGAAUCCCUACACAGGCCACAAGUACCUUUGUGGAGCACUACAGUCUAGCAUUGUUUUGUUAGAAUGGGUUGAACCAAUGCAAAAAUUUAUGUUAAUCAAGCACAUAGAUUUUCCUGUACCUUGUCCAUUGAGAUUGUUUGAAAUGCUGGUAGUCCCUGAGCAAGAAUUCCCUUUAGUUUGUGUUGGUGUCAGUAGAGGAAGAGACUUCAACCAGGUGGUGAAGUUUGAGACUGUCAACCCAAAUUCUACCUCUUCGUGGUUUACAGAAACAGACACUACAGAGACAAGUGUUGUACAUGUAACACAGCUGGAGAGAGAUACCAUUUUGGUGUGUUUGGAUUGCUGCAUAAAAAUAGUGAGUCUGCAAGGCAAGUUAAAAUCCAGCCGCAAACUGUCAUCGGAGCUCACGUUUGACUUUCAGAUUGAAUCAAUAGUCUGUCUACAAGACAGUGUGUUAGCCUUCUGGAAGCACGGUAUGCAAGGAAGGAGUUUUAGAUCAAAUGAGAUCACACAAGAAAUUUCUGAUAAUACGAGGAUAUUCAGGCUUCUGGGAUCUGACAGGUAUGAAGAGAAGCAAACAUGGCAUGCUAGAAUGAAGAGUCUGUGUUCCUCCUACCUUUUACAAUUUCUUUUUUGCUUGUUUUCUUGUGAUUCCUUUUAUAGCCACCUUACUCAUUUCUUUGUGCAUGUCUACCUUUCUACUUCUUCCUUAAAAAAUAAUCUUCUAAAAGUGUUUGUGGGCUUCCAGAAGCACUCAUCCAUGCUGGGAAGUUCCUUUUUGGCUGCAGUUACAAUCUCCAGGAGUGUCUUCCUUUUUCUGCUGGAACUCUUUUGUUUAACUUGGUGAAAUCUUCACUUUCAGAUGCUCUGCUGCAGGAGCUCAUCAAGAUCUUACAUCUUGAGACAAAUGCAAAAAAUACUUAAAUACCUCACUUUCACCCCCAGAAAUGAACUCUACCAAUUGUCCUCCCAGCAUGACAGCUCAGGUUUUGUAAGAGCUCUUGGUAAUUCCCAAUUAGUAGCUGUUCUUUGGCGCCUGCUUUGCAAGACACUAACACCGUGUCUGACCCAUCAGAUACCAGCUUGGCGAGUCAGUAACUGCUAUUUUAGGAGUGUCACAGACUUCCUCAACGUUCUCUGCCGUGCUGUCAAACUUUGUACUUCUACAACAGCCACAAAAACAGCAGAAGUUUUGUCUUCAGGGGAGUGCAUGUUGACAUGAUGGUUUCACCAGUAAUGGAUUCACAUGAAGUGCAACGAUAGGCUUUAAUUUUGCUUUUGAGAAUUUCCUGUGUCUUGCGUGACUCGCAGUAAACUCACUUUCUUGUGGCAUCUUAGAACUACCAAGAAAACUUCACAUCAACCAAAGGCCUUCCCAUUAUUCUGCUUUUCCAUGUUUGAUGCACAGCCCUAUAAUUAUCCAUAACAUCAACAGCAGUGAAUGGUGCUGUGGCUUUAUGGGCUAGCUACAAGCAGUUUUUGCUGGCUGGGGGUUGAGGAUUCUGCCUUACAUGCGAUACCUGAUAACUCCUUGGUAAUGGGUAGUUGUAAGUAAUACUCAUCUGUGACCUGAGGGUUCUACUUUCUCUGCUCCAGUGAGGUGUGCAUGGAGCUCAGCUUUAUUAUGUCAUUUCUCUUAGUUGUCUCACAGCUUAAUUUAAAAACGAGUCUGACUUCAGAAUGGAGCAUGACACCACAUGGAAAAAUAAUGUCCUCUUCCCCAAAUACAGUUCCAUCUAUUUCUGGCUUGCCGUAAUAGUCUCCCAAGUCUGAGACAGUGUUUAUUGCACUGCAAUAAACAUCCAUUCCAAUUUCUUCAGAUACUAUUUUGUAUGCAGCUUUGUCAUAUUUCGUGCUUGAGCUGUGAAACCUUUUUCCAGUAACACAUCAUUUCCUAGGCAGUUCAUAGGAACUGGGCUUCUGAGAAGCCAAAAAACUGACAUCAUUCUGAUAAGAGCUUGUGUGUUGCUUUCUCCCAGUGAGCAGGAAACACCUCAUGGCAUGAGGUGUCAUUCCCUUUGUGGAGCACAUUGAGCAGAGGGUAGGUUUUCUGAGAGAUCUGGUUUUGAAGCAAGCAACCUCUCCUUGUGUGAAUGCACAAUAGAUGGAUUUGAAUUUCCCACAAUCUACCUUCACUACAGGGUGUUUCUGGAGGAGAAUUCAAACAGGAACAUCAUGGUCCAUUUAGCAAUUUUAGCAGUCCUUGCCUGAUUAAAAAAUCUCAAACAGUUUGUGAAACAGAAUUGUGCUGCUGAUUUCUCUCCUUUGAUGACAAAGGUCUGAUCUAGGACAUCCCUUACAGUCUUUGCAGUUGCAGUGUAGGUCCAGCUAACCCAAUCUCCUGUCUCUGAUGCUGGUCAAAAGUGGGUGGCAAGAAAAGAGUGAGAGAGAGGAUUCUGCAAAUAGCAGUCCUUUCCUCGAGGACUCUCAGCCUGCAGGUCUUUGUCUCUGGGGCUUUCAGAGCUGGAGGAAGCUUCUGUUUUGUUGGAUUUAGGUUACAUGGGCUCAGGGAAAGACUGGAAAUGCUCACAGAAGAAUCAGCUUUGGUCAUCUGUCCUGUCCAAUGGCCAAGAGCAGACUAAUGACUUCCAGAACCAGAGCAAAGCUCUGGGGAAGCACAAGCCCAGGCAGUAGGGGGGUGAUAAACCCUCUUCAGAAGCUCCCAGGGAAAGGAUGAGAGGGAACAGGCAUACCUUGCAGCAAGGGAAGUUCCAGCUGGAUAAAAGA